AUGAAAGGAAAGGGAUUUUCCUCGUGUUUAAUGUGCGAAAGUCAAACGGAUUUAUUGAUGGGUAGUCAGCUCGUUCUGAAUAUCAUUCGGAAACGGUUUACAACUGAUGUUUUUGAUGUCAUGCUGCAAAAUACAAAGAUUUGUAUGAAAUGUAUUGGACGUUUACAGCAGUUGAAUGAAUUUUGUGCCAAUAAUGAAUUUGUUGCACCAAGUUCUAGUGACGAUAAUGACAUUGGUAAAAAGCUCUGUUAUAUGUGUCGACUUCCAUUUUCAUUUUAUGAAAUUUUGCCACCGAACAAGUCAAUUGCUAAUGAAAUAGAUAAAAAUAAAUGGCUAAAGAACUGGAAUCAAGAAGAAGAAUUGAAAGUUAUUUGUUGCUACUCGUGUUAUAACUUUACUCUAUUAUACAGUGAAACAAAGGAUCAAUUAUCUCGUCUAUUAGACUAUUACUACUCUGCUCUCAGUAAUUGUAAAGUGCUAAUUAAAGAUUGUGAACAAAAAGAUGAUCAACCUAAAAGUUUGGCCAAUGCUGAGCAAUUCUUUGGAUCACUUUCUUUGACACCUGUUGAACGUUCAAAUAGAUCACAACGAAGUCGAGUUAAUUUUGCAUCUGAAGUAGAAAUGAUUCCAGAACCUCCGAUGAAGAAAUUAAAAGUGCCCCCAAGAAACUUAAGUUUCAAGUCAUUACCAACAGCACCGCACAAGACUAACUCUUUUGAAAAUAUAAAUUCAAUUGGUAACAAAGCUCCAGCUAGAAUAAUUACUCGAAAGUUAAGAAAUUCAAUUGGAGGUUUACCACGAACUGUUUCACCAAUAUUACCAAAGAUACACAGAUCUAGAUAUUCAACAGGCAGCAAAGUAAACACUCCAAAUUUGGAAAUUUUAAAGAAAGAGAACAAUUUAAAGGAAUGCGUUGUUUCGGUGGAAAGAUUGCAAGUAAUUCCAGGAAGAAAUGAUUCUGAUAAUGGAAGUAAGGGCAGUGCAAAAAAGAAGCCAAUCAAAAUUAAAGUAAGUGCUAAAUCAAAACUAGAAGAUCGUAAAAUGAAGAGAUCUUUGCGUUUGAAAAAGGAUAAAACAUCUGAUGAAUUAGAAAAUAGCUUAAAUCUUGAAGUUGUCAUGACUGAAGACAAUUUGAAUAACAGCCAAUCAAGCACAAUGUCGGUCGAUCCUUUAAAUGCUUCUGAAAACGAUUCAUCCUUAUUAGACAAAACAUUACUAAUUCCAAGUCCUGAGCAUUCUACUGAACCUAUUAUUCAAGCAAAAGAUGAAGACAAUAACAAUAAAGUCUCUUCGAAGGAAAACAAUGAUUUAGCAAUAAAUCGUAGCACAAGAAAGACAAGAAAUAGUGCAGGAAAGCUGACUGAAUCCACAAAUGUUCCUGAAAAUAAUCGAGUCAUUAAAAAGCGUGAGACAAAGACCACUAAAACCGAAAAGGAUUUAAUUUCUCCAAUGAAAGAUCUUGAGGUUUUGGAACCUGAAAGCAAUGAGAACGUAAACUUGAUUGAAGAUGGUGCAUGCGAAGAAUACUUAUCAUCGCAUGAAGAAUCUGAAGAACAUUUAGAAGAAUCAUAUCUGUUAGAAAUCGAGUUCCUCAAUCCACAGUACAAUAAGAAAGCAGUUACAUUUCAAUCUACAAUAAAUAAUGAAGAGCUGGAUUUGUUGUCAGCAUCACAAGAAAAUUUUUCGUCACUAUCAACUGAAGAUUUAAAUAUAGAUAAUGCCGAGUAUUUAGAAGAGUCACUAGAAGAAAUCAUGAAUACGCGACACUCACCACAAAAUGAUGCCUUAUGUCCAAUUUAUACAAUGGACCAAUUAUUAAAUGAAGAUUCACUAUUAAGCGUAACAUGA
This is a messenger RNA of Chironomus riparius, 1848 nucleotides long. NCBI's taxonomy places the organism in Eukaryota, Metazoa, Arthropoda, Insecta, Diptera, Chironomidae. The record is from the annotation of a GenBank genome assembly.